Messenger RNA from Girardinichthys multiradiatus, 4856 nucleotides. It is a transcript of the gene edrf1, whose product is annotated as erythroid differentiation regulatory factor 1. The record is from RefSeq and is a predicted model, not a curated record. NCBI's taxonomy places the organism in Eukaryota, Metazoa, Chordata, Actinopteri, Cyprinodontiformes, Goodeidae. The coding region runs from base 392 to 4132 and encodes 1246 amino acids. The transcript is spliced from 25 exons. Gene Ontology annotation, biological process: positive regulation of DNA-templated transcription.
AAAAAAAAAAAAACACGAGGAGUUUUUGCAGUUCGCUUUACCGUGCAGCCGGAAGUUGUCGUUAGCUUGUUUUCAGUGACAGAGCUGCACACAGAGUAGCUGCAGAUGGCAAGAAGGUAUGCUAUAGGCUUCUAAAACCUGUUUAUUGACCAUUGGCUAUACAUUAUUUAGAUUACAAAAAGUAACGUAUCGUUUGAGUGUGGGUUAGCUAUUGUGAAGACUUGUUUUACGUUAAAUGCUGUUUCGUUGAGCUAGCUUGACAAUCUGACUAACUCUAGAGUUAUCACUGACUUUAUCGAUACAGUUAUGUUAUUACGUACUUUAUGAAGACAAUCUAAAGUUAUUUCAUGGGUCAUCAUGUGUGUGUUUUCCAGUUAGUAAAAAUCCGUAGAUGAUAGAAAUAGGAGGAAAGAGUCAAUUGUUCAGUAUGAGCUCACCACCUGAGGACAGAGAGCCUGGGAUUCCCUUGAUGGAUAAUUCAAAAGAGGAUCUUGGUGCUCCCGCUUGCAUUGGAGAUUACACCAAACAUGAUAUGACUGUAUGCUUAGGCAACGGAGAAGUAAAAAGCUGUGCCGUGGUGAAGUACUCCGCUGCCCCACCUCCCACCAGCUAUGCCCUCCUGCAGGAGAAGACAGACCUGAAGCUGCCACCUGCCAACUGGUUGAGAGAAAACGCCCAGCUGGGCAGUGCUGGCACCACCGUGUUAGGCUCCAGCAGCAAAAGCAAACCUUUUUCUAGUUUUGGGAUGGCCUAUGACUUCAUUGAUUGCAUUGGGGAUGACGUGGAUGUUGUAUCAGAUUCUGAGAACAUCAAGAAGCUUCUGAAAAUCCCCUACAGCAAAUCCCAUGUUAGUAUGGCUGUUCACCGUGUUGGAAGGACAUUGCUUCUAGAUGAACUGGAUACUCAAGAACUCCUAAGAAGAUCCUCUCAGACGGGAGAUUGGACAUGGCUCAAAGAGAUUUACCAGCGCUUAAUAGAUAAAAAAUGGCAGAGAAAGAAGAAGAGCAAAGAGCACUGGUAUCAGAAAGCCAUCCUGUCAAAGUUCCUCUACUACAGUAUAAAUGGUGAUGGAGCUGCAGAACCUGUAACAGAAGAUGUGAUUGAAGAGGAUGAAGAGAAUGGAGCUGAAAAGUACAGCUCUUCAUGGCCUGCCACUUUCAUAAGCACAAUGUCUGAAGCAGAGGAAACAGAUACUCCCAAGCAGGAAAGUGGUGCUGCCGACAGCAAUUUUGCUUUAGGUCAGGUGACAUCGGUACCUAAAGAGCAGAACCUCCCUACUCUCUUCAUUGAAGGGGAAAACAUUCAGGGUUUAAGGAACAACUUUGUGCGAAACAUCAUGUGGACGUUUGAGGAUAUCCACAUGCUGGUGGGAUCCAACAUGCCUAUUUUCGGAGGUGGUCGAUAUCCUGCUGUCAGUCUGAGACUGAGGGACAGCAACAAACCAAUCAACAUUUUGACAGGAAUCGACUACUGGCUCGACAAUCUCAUGUGCAACGUCCCAGAGCUGGUUAUGUGUUUUCACGUCAAUGGCAUUGUUCAGAAAUAUGAAAUGAUAAAAACAGAAGACAUACCUCAUCUGGAGAACUCGACUUUCUCUACAAGAGUGGUUAAAGACAUUGCCCAAAAUAUCCUCUCCUUCCUUAAGUCCAACUGUACUAAAGAGGGUCACACCUACUGGCUUUUCAAAGCUAGUGGGAGUGACAUUGUGAAGCUUUAUGAUCUCACUACUUUGUGUGAGGAGGCUGAAGAAGAGAAAUGUCAGAAUCCCUUCACUCUACCUGUUGCUGUUUUAUUGUACAAAGUGGCCAGCAACCUGAUGCUGAAGGCAAGUCAAAACAGAAAGCACUAUGGCAAAAUAAGAACUCUGCUGCUAAACUGCCUCAAACUUCUUGAUCCGGAAAAACAUCCUCAGAUCAUUGCCUCAGCCUACUACAUGCUGUCAGAGCUGUUCCAGCUCGACGAGCUAACCGAUGAAGAUGGAGGCGAGUCGCUGCGGGCCGGUGGCUUCGAAGACAGCAACAGUGACGAAGACAGGGAGGAAGAAGAGGGCGAGGAUGACGAUCUGACAGAGGACGGGGAAGAGAUCGGAUCCUACAGUAGUUGCUCCAGGCCUCAGAACGACAGCAAAGCUGUGGCUGUGAUCCGCUCUGUAGGGGAGCUGUCGGUACCUGAGAAAUACAAAUCAACUCACCAAAUCAGACCAAGUUGUGCUUUCCCUGUUUCUCAAGACAAAGAGGAGCGAUGCAGACAUGUCCUAAGCUAUGUACUGAAGGGGUUGAAAGAAGUAGAUGGCAGCAUUAAGAAGGAGAGCGAUCUACCCUCUGCAGAUCCUAAUACUCCCAUCCCGCUAAAAUAUGAGGAUGGAGGUGCCAAUGGAGCUUCGGAGAAAGGCAUCUCUCUUCUUCUUGAGAGAGUGGGGUCAAGGCAGGUCGACCAGAACAACCCAACACGCUCAGGAAUGAUCCCAGGCUCCUGGCAGCAUCGUAUGAAACUUCAGCUCUUCCUCAAAGCUUCCAAGGCAUACUACGUCCUGUCUGAUGCAGCCACUAACCUGCUGAAGUAUGGUCGAGCCCUGCGCUACAUCAAGCUCUCACUGCAGUGUUAUGAUGCUUACUGUUCCGUGAGUGAAAUGCUGCAUCCACACGUGCUAGAGUUUCACAGCCAGUGCCUCUCACUGUGCGGGGACAUCCAGCUGAUGUUGGCCCAGAAUGCCAGCAACAGGGCAGCUUACCUGGAGGAAUACAGCUACCAGACCAUAGAGGACCAGGAGAUCCUGCACAGUCUGCACAGAGAGAGCAGCUGCCAGGAUUUUAGUAUGGCAACAGAUCUGGCCAUGGACCCCGAGUACCAGCUGUUUGUUAGUAGUAGAUGCUACGAGGCGGCACAUGAACUGCUCAUCUCUGAGGUCUUGAAAGAUCAAUCUUCCGAUCAGCUGUCCCAGCUGCUCAAACGCCUGGGAAAUAUCCGCAACGAGAUGGGAGUCUACUACAUGAACCAGGCAGCAGCCAUGCAGACGGAAAAACAAGUAAAAAAGUCGGUGUCUGCAGCAGAACAGGACCUGUGGAGGAAGAGUUUUAGCUUGUUUGAGAAAGGAAUGAAGGACUUUGAGACCAUCAGGGACAGCACCAACACAGCCUUACUGCUUUGUAAUACAGGCAGGCUGAUGAGGAUCUGUGCUCAGGCCCAUUGUCCUGUCUCUGCCGACGAGAGCAGAGGGGAGUUCUCUCCCGAUGAGGCCCUUUACUACAACAAGUCGAUAGAUUAUUACUUGCAAGCUUUGAGGGCACUGGGUAGCAGGAAGAGUCAUUCAGCUGUAUGGGACAGUGUAAACUGGGAGCUGUCCACCACCUAUUUCACCCUGGCUACGCUUCUGCAGGACUACGCACCAUUAUCCAGGAAGGCCCAGGAGCAAAUUGAACGGGAGGUGACGGACGCCAUGAUGAAGUCCUUAAAAUACUGCGACCUGCAAACGGAAUCGCCCCGGCAGCCGCUGUACCAGUACAGAGCUGCAACCAUCCACCACCGCUUGGCCUCCAUGUACCACAGCUGCUUCCGAAACCAAGUGGGGGAUGAACAUAUGAGGAAGCAACAUCGCAGCCUGGCUGAGCUUCACUACAGCAAAGCUGUCUCUUUAUUCCUCAGCCUCAAAGAUACUCCCUGCGAGCUGCUGCGCACACUGCUGGAGAGGGUGGCUUUCACUGAGUUUACGAUGGCAGGUCAGAGCAGCAGCGUGGCUAAGCUGAAGAGCCUGAUUGGAGCAAUGGAGAUAAUGUCAGAAACUCGGUAUGCUUUCCAGUUGAUCCAUAAGGAGCUGUUGGAACAGCAGGCAGAAACUGAACCAUCUGCUGCUGAGUCAGCACACUCUCCUGAUAGGGCCAGUGACUCCACAUCUGGACUGGACCUCCAGGAAGUGUUGAAGUUAAUUGGUGUGUUUGAGCCAAGUUUCUCCUUCCUGCUGUUACAAGUGAUCAAACUGAUGACGACAACCAAACGGAAACCCAGCAAUAAGGACGAGGGCAUGUUAAAAAACUACAAAAUCGUGUACUCCAAGUUGCUGCGCGCUGAGAAAGACGCACCCCUCCUCAAUCGGGUCGAGCUCUACAUCGAGCUCCUGCAGCAGCUGACCCCAUGAACAGGAAGUGACAACAUAGAAACAAAUACAGCUAAAAAACGGAGAGGACCAGAGGAGCACACAGCGUAGCAAGUUCAACAACAAUUAACUCUACACCCAAAGGUUAUGAGUACCAUGAUUAGAUGACUUUUCCACUUAAAACACACCAAGCAACCACACAAUCCCCUGAUACUUCAUUAGGAAAGACAGGUUUGCUGCAUUAAAGGAGAGGAUAAAUGAAAAAGCAAUACGAAUAAGAGAAUAACAUUGGUUUUGUAGUUUUGCAGUUAAGCAAGUUCCAUGCCUGUUAUUGAGGUCAUGACCUAAUGUCUUGAGUUCUGCCUCCAAACAGAAGAACUCUUAUUUUUUAAAUUUUCACAUAUGAUAUUCAAAUCCCUUUAGUGACUACAAGUAAAUAAACAGUAUUAUUAGAGAGGUACAUCCCAGUAAAUUGCAAGAUCCUCAAAGAGUUUAUUUCAUUAAUUAAAUUUAAAAAAGUGUUUGGCCUACAGCUAAUGAAUACCCAAAAACCAGUUUUUCAGAAAGUGUGUUAACAAAAAGAUUUUUCAUACAGAGCUUUCAGCCUGCUGACAAUUAUGUCCAUGUACUCUGCAUUGUUUGGUCUGGGCUCCUUUUGCAUUAAUUUCUGCAUUAAUGCAGCGUGGCAUGGAGGAGAUCAGUCAGGGCACAACAUUUCUGUAUUAAAAAUCCUUUCUUUUUUUGUCUGUAAUUAAUAUCUGAAUUU